Phycodurus eques (leafy seadragon) is the source of this 2244-nucleotide messenger RNA. RefSeq names its product guanine nucleotide binding protein (G protein), beta 5b (gene gnb5b). Bases 111 to 1298 code for a protein of 395 amino acids. Gene Ontology annotation, molecular function: protein binding; signaling receptor complex adaptor activity. Gene Ontology annotation, cellular component: cytoplasm; heterotrimeric G-protein complex. Lineage: Eukaryota; Metazoa; Chordata; Actinopteri; Syngnathiformes; Syngnathidae. The record is from RefSeq and is a predicted model, not a curated record. Gene Ontology annotation, biological process: G protein-coupled receptor signaling pathway; G protein-coupled dopamine receptor signaling pathway. The transcript has 13 exons.
AGUGACAGACAAUCCUCCUCUGUGCAAAACUCGACUCACUUCCGCCAGGACAAAUAAAUACCUGCCUGACGUACGCGCACAUACACAAACUACCUUCUCAGAGUGCAGUCAUGUGUGACCAGACAUUUGUGGCGGUCACCUUUGGCCCGUGCGAGAGCUGCGGUAAGGCCAGCCCCCUCAUGAACAUCUACAUCAAGACCGAGCCCAUCAACUAUUGCUCCUUCUGCGUGGAGAAGAUGGCGUGUCAGGGGCUCCAGGCGGGGGAAAGUCUGGCCUCGCUCAAGAGGGAAAGUGCUACUUUGAAGAAGAAGUUGGACGAGGAGCGGAACAAGCUCAACGACGUCGAGCUAAGCAAGGUGGCAGAGAAGGUGGAGACGUUGUCGUCUCUGUCCAUCAAGACCAGACGCGUGCUCAAGGGUCACAACAACAAGGUGUUGUGCAUGGAUUGGUGCAAAGACAAGCGGCGCAUGGUCAGCUCCUCCCAGGAUGGAAAGGUGAUUGUAUGGGAUGCUUUCACUCUCAAUAAGGAGCACGCCAUGAGUCUGCCGUGCACGUGGGUGAUGGCGUGUGCGUACGCGCCCUCAGGUUGUGCGGUGGCGUGCGGAGGACUGGACAACAAAUGCUGCGUGUUCCCGCUCUCUAUGGACCCCAACGAGAGCCCGGUGACGAACAAGAAGCUGGUGGCCAUGCACACCAACUACCUGUCAGCUUGCACCUUCACCAACUCGGACAUGCAGCUCCUGACGAGCAGCGGUGACGGCACAUGUGCUCUGUGGGACGUGGAGAGCGGACAGCUGCUGCAGAGCUUCCACGGUCACACUGCGGACGCCCUGUCGCUGGACCUCGCCCCCUCGGAGACCGGCAACACUUUUGUCUCGGGGGGCUGUGAUAAGAAGGCCAAUGUGUGGGACAUGCGCUCUGGUCAGAACAUCCAGUCCUUUGAGAACCACCAGUCUGACAUCAACUGUGUCAAGUACUACCCCAGCGGAGAUGCGUUUGCGUCUGCCUCUGACGAUGCAACGUGUCGCUUCUACGAUUUACGCGCUGACCGCGAAGUGGCCGUCUACCAGAAAGAGAGCCUCAUCUUCGGGGCUUCCACCGUGGACUUCUCCCUCAGUGGUCGCCUGCUCUUCGCCGGCUACAACGACUACACCAUUAACGUGUGGGACGUCCUGAAGGGAAAUCGCAUUUCCACAAUGUAUGGUCACGAAAACCGCGUCAGCCGAGUCAGAUUGUCACCAGACGGCACGGCGCUCUGCUCCGCCUCUUGGGACACCACCUUGCGGAUUUGGGCCUAGACUCUACAUGCGAGCAUCUGGAAACAACAGUAGAAUUUAAAGCGGGGGCGAAGACAGAGACAAACAAAUAAAAACCUUAAAUGAGAUUAUAAUAUGAAAGACACUAUAAACUGGAUGUAGUAAGUGAAUGGUGUCACUAAGAGAAUCAUCAGGUUGUGUCAAGUAAGGUGAACAAAGGUCAAACAUUUCAAAUACAGGUGGUUUUAAGUGUUUUGUACAUAAUAGUCUAAUUAUGAAACUGGAAGGACAGCAGUUUGUCAAAUUGUAUUCAUUCAAAUUCAAUCCAACGCUGUCUUGUGUUCUUUUACUACCGAGUAUAUCAUUUGAAUUAACUGUAAACCUCCAAUCUGCAUUAAAUGCAACUGAUGUCACCAAUUUGUGGUAUUCAAAACUGUGCUAUUUAGUUCAUGUAUCAAUAUAUGCUCACAUUUGGGAGCAGGGUGAAUACCAAGUUUGUUUGAAUCAAGAAUAAAAAUGUUAUGCUCUUAAGUGGGUAUAAAUGGACCUUGAACACCUCAUUAUCAGCCAUACCAGGGGCUGGUAGAGCAUGCAAACUAUGUCAAGCUUCUGAACUUCAUAACUGUGAGGUCAAUGUGCUGCCCUGUAAGGAUACAUGUAUUUUAAAAAGUCGUGAUUCAUGUUUGUUUGACUCUAGUGCCACAAGACCAGAUAUUGAUCCCUUUGUCUGUGACACGUCUUGAAUUUGUUUCAGUACAUGUUUAAAGGUCUUCACACCAUUGAUGGGCUGUUUUUCUACUUGAUGACCUUUUUAAAAAAAUAAUAAUAAUAAAUACGAAAGUGGCUGAAAUAAUCUGGUUUGUCAGUGUAUGAGGCACAAGUUAUCAGCAUCGGAAAAUGAAUAUUAGGUGGGAAAGUACCUGGUGUAAACAAGGGCCAGAUGGGAAUUUGAGAGUGAGAAGCCAAAAUAAAUAAAAAGCUGAUGCAU